GCAACAUCAAUUCUCUCCCGCCACUCGAAGCGCACGGACGUGCAGAGCGUCGCUGCGUAUCCGCAAUAGUAAGUUCGUUCGCGUAAGUGAAGUUGUGUUAUGAAUUGCUAUUUUACAUUUUAAAAAAUUAGAUAAAUAAUUGCAUCCACAGCUGGCCAUCAUCUUCUGCGCGUAGGAAAUCGAAUUUCCGUUAAAGUGUGUUCACUGUACUGUAGCCGGGACCGCUCGGUCAGGCGCCGCUGUGUGACCAGGAAAACGAUCCCAACAGCCGCAACGGGUGGCGUUUGUCAGCAGUUCGUCCUUUUAUCCCUCAGUGUGUGUGUGUGUCGUGUGUGUGCGUAGGUUUGUGUCGUGUGCCGUACAAUCAGCACCUGCCCAGUCAUAGCAGCAGCAGCAGCAGCUGGCCACAGUGUUCGUCCUUGAGCUAGGCGCGAGCGAGUGCGAGAAGAAAACUCCCUCCAAUAGAGUGUUUGUGUGAGUGUGUGCCGGUGCGUGUCUGUAUUGGUGCGUGUAAUACAGAGCGGCACGGUGUAUGCGUGCUUGUGUGUAGAAGAGAAGUGAAAAAAGGAUAUCGAUUAAUAACCGCCAAAACAACAACGCAUCAAGGCAGAAAGGGCGACGGCCAACGGUGUCAGCUGGAACCGGGUGUCAAGAAACUGGCGGGUCAAGAAGAAGAAUUGUGUCUUGCGGUCGAUUCUACUGUUUUUUUUUUUCUUUUCAACGAUCCUAGGCCAACAGUUGGCACAUGCUGACAAUGUGAGCAGCACCAAUUCAUCCACUGUUUUGUGAUGGAAAAUUGAAGUGACGACAAAAACCCAUCCCGACACACACACACAGAGGCACACCGACACAACGACAUGCCAUUGAGAUCAAUUUGUAAUGUGAAUCAUCUUUACUUGGACACUUGUUGGCAAUAAUCGCACUCCAUCCAAGCCAUCACAACUGGGGGCCCACCCUUCGAUCCAUCCGUGCAAAAGUACAAAUGCAUUGAUAUAGCUUCACCUUCGAGAAAAGCAAUCAAUAUCAAACGAAACUAGACCUGGAGACACCAGCAGACACCAAACGAAACCCAUUUUAGCAUAAAACCCUUCUAAAGCAUGUACAACAUGAGCGCGGCCAGCAUUCUCGAACUGCAGACCUGGAUCGUCUACCAGCGCAUCGCGGCCGAGUGUGCCAACUGUUUGUUUAUGACGGAUAAUGCCUUCAAAGCGAAGGACAUUGGGCUGCGGGCGCAGAAGAAAAUCCUCUCCCGGAUGGCAAGCAAAAAUGUGGCUAAAGUGUUCAUCGACGGUACGACCGCAUCCCUUCUAGACAACGUGUACCGGUUGGUAAAGGUGCAUACCGGCAGCAAAAAGGAUGCGGAACGAUUGGUUAAGAACAUCAUCAAAAUCGUGAUCAAAAUUGCCGUCCUGCACCGGAAUGGGCAGCUGAAUGCGGACGAGCUGCGCCAGGCGGACCGGUUCCGCACCAAGUUCCAAACGCUCCAGAUGGCGAUCCUGUCCUUCUACGAGGUGGACUACAGCUUCGAUCUCAACUAUCUGCAGAAAUCGCUCGCCGACUGCCGCAGCCUGUUACGUUCGUGCGUGGUACGCCACCUGACGGACAAAUCGCUCGGCCGCAUUGACGAGGUGUUUGACACGUUCGCUGACUCCGCCCUGCUCGAGACGGCCUUCCGGCAGGACUCGCCCUACCGGGAAAUCAUGGACAAGAUUGUGGUCGAUCUGAACAAAGCGAUGGAGAAUGGAGACAUUUAAUGCUGGGGAAAUCCGUUAGCUCCGUCUGCAUGCAAAAUGCUCUCGAAAGAAGAAGAAGAAAAAAACGAAAAAAAAGAUGUCUUUCAUCUGCUGCCAGCGACGAAGCUUCUUGGGGCGUGGGGUAGAAAGCAACCCCCCCCCCCCCUCUGAAACAGUACCCAUCGUGGAUGAAGCACCGCACCGCAAGGCUUUAGAUUUCCGCAGCAGAAGAUCAUCGCCAAACGUGAUCAUCAUCGCCCAUGUCGCGAGUCUGCCGCUUUUCUCGGUUGAGCGGGAACCGACCGAUGCACCAAAGCUGCGCACGGGAGUUCGAGUGCAGCAAGAAGGAUAAUUAAUUUCAAACCCAAAUCGAAAAGCAAGUCACACAUUUACCGAGGGAAAUGGGAAACGGGAAAAGCGAAGAAAACAAUUUCAGCUUUUUAUUUAAUGCAACGAUCGUAUUUAAGUUAAGUUUUUGAAUAGCUACGUAGUCAUAGCAACUAACGCUUGUAUCCUGUUUUGCAUUCGGUACAGUCGAGGAACAGGCGUGGUAGGAUAAAUAAAAGGGAGAUACAGAGAAAAGUAUUAAAAGAAAGGAAGUACAUACUCAAGCAUCUUAUCGUGAGGUUAAUUGUCCAUAUCAAUUAAGUCAGUGGCGGGGUGAUGAGCUUUUGGGAAGUGCAUAAUAACGUACGUAUGGUUAGAGUGGUUAUAGCGAAAGCAGUAUUGUAGACUUGGCACUAUUGGCGCUACUAUUGAAACACUUCUACACACUUUUGCUAGUAUGACACAUUGGCGUCACAAUUCUCAUGGAAAAGAUGGCACAACUUACGCAUAAAAUGGCUAGAAUGGGUAAAGAAACCUCCUAGAACACACGGCAGCAGUAUGACCUCACUUCGAUUCAUAUCUCACACAUACACACACAGCUAGCAGAUAUAAACACAUCACUAUAGAAGCAACUACACUGCUAAAACAAAACACAGUGAGGACCAGUUUUGAUGACCACUUUUGAAACACUAGCAAAACACAAAACCACAAAUCUUUUCCAUUGUGAACGCUGACUAUAUAGCAAGAGAAGAACGUAUUCGUAAUGCACCAACAACACAACCUGAAGCAAAUCUUAGAAAAAUCUACACAACCAAUAGGAACAAAAUUCCGAAUAUACUGGAUUAUUGCGGAGCGUUAGAGAUGGCAUUUGAUCGCUGGUAGAACCGUGCGUAUGUUAAACUCGUGCGUCGUUGUGUUAGAUACAGAACCGAAUACAAGCUGAAUGGAAUUGUUGAAUGUUUUGCUGUGCAACAUGUUUGCUGUGUUUGAACGCGCUAUUGUAUGUUAAUGAACAGAUGCUAUGAAAAUGGAACGAAUUGCAUGGUCAGUGUAAAAUGCUGUCAUCAUUUGUGUAAGUGUGUAAGCGUGGAGGGAAAGCCGUUGAUAUUAAUUGAAAUAAAACCGACGAUAUUUUGAAUGGGCACGUAGAAAA
Molecule: messenger RNA, 3213 nt
Organism: Anopheles merus
Lineage: Eukaryota; Metazoa; Arthropoda; Insecta; Diptera; Culicidae
Gene: sigmar
Product: tumor necrosis factor alpha-induced protein 8-like protein
Exons: 6
Coding region: 1098-1754 (218 amino acids)
Biological process (GO): regulation of apoptotic process
Cellular component (GO): cytoplasm
Source: RefSeq, a predicted model, not a curated record